AUGAGAUUCACCCUUUCGUCAAGUCUAUCUAUACUGCAUUAUUCGAUCAUCGUGUUGCUUUACAAAUUCCUUGAAUGUCAAGAUAUCUGUAAAGAACGUGAAUUGUUGGACUAUCACGAAAUAAUUUUUGAAAACGAUUCAUAUCAUUAUUCUCUUCAUUACCAAUAUUCACUAAGGAUCCGACUAGAUCAGCCUCAUCCAAUUGCGAAUGGCAAAUUUGUUCAAACUGAUCGUUUUGGAUCUGUUACACCGAAAUUCAAGCUUAAAUUUUACGAUAAUGAUGUCAUUACGAUUGAGAACUUUAAGAAUAAGAAUCAAUUUGGAUCACGGAUGUUGGCAACCAAACCACUGGGAGAAAUUAAAUAUUCCACAGACGUCAGAAUACCUAAAGUAGAGCUUUUAAAUAAAGAGGAAUUACUUGCUAUCAGAUGGUUUAUUAAAAGCCAGGAAAAUAUUGCUCCAGUGGUUGAAGGCAGUGUAAUUAUUUUGAUGUAUCCGAAUGGAAAGAUAUCUAUGUAUUACGAGAACAUUCCUACACAAUUUGAGCAACAUAACAGUGGAGGAGAAAUGUUCCGUCAAUUCAAUUGUGAAAAGCCUGUUUUACAUCAAUUACUUAUUCCUAAAAAAUGGGCAAUUACUGGAACGUUGGUGGAGUUUGAAGUUAUCGGAACAAACUGUCCGAAAUACAGUACUCCAGAAACAUGCCAAAAUGCAGAAACAAAGAACACAAAAUGCUUUUGGUGUGAGAAGGCUCAAAGAUGUAUUGAAAGUAACGAUUACGAUACUCAUGACUUGAAAGUUAAUGAUUGCCGUGUCGAGAAGAUCUCCGAGGUUAAUGAAUUGAGUACACCAACACCCACUAUUCCAAAUGAAAGCACUUUGAUGAGCACCGAAGUUCAGCUAACUGAAACCGUCAAUGAAAAUGUCGAAGAAACCGGUCAAUCCUCG
Molecule: messenger RNA, 948 nt
Organism: Schistosoma curassoni
Lineage: Eukaryota; Metazoa; Platyhelminthes; Trematoda; Strigeidida; Schistosomatidae
Source: the annotation of a GenBank genome assembly